This is a messenger RNA of Pelobates fuscus (common spadefoot toad), 2050 nucleotides long. It is a transcript of the gene HDAC2, whose product is annotated as histone deacetylase 2. NCBI's taxonomy places the organism in Eukaryota, Metazoa, Chordata, Amphibia, Anura, Pelobatidae. The record is from RefSeq and is a predicted model, not a curated record. The transcript is spliced from 14 exons. The coding region runs from base 290 to 1756 and encodes 488 amino acids. Gene Ontology annotation, cellular component: nucleus; NuRD complex. Gene Ontology annotation, molecular function: histone deacetylase activity. Gene Ontology annotation, biological process: negative regulation of transcription by RNA polymerase II.
CCGCCCCUCGGCGCUUUCCGCUUUACCUUUCUGUUUGGCACUGGGACCACCCCCUGUGCUCCAAGGCCCCUCCCACACCCGGCCUCACCGUGUCUCUGUGUGUCGGUCUGUAUGCGCGUUCCACCGGAGCGAGCGGGAAAUUCCCGUUGAUUACCGAGAGACAUACUCUUCCAAAUCGCGGCCUGUACCGGCUGUGUGAGCCCCGGCUGCCCGUGCACACUGGGCCAGUGUUUGGCUAUUGCCCGCUCAGGCCGGCCAGUUUGCCAGUGAGUCGGUGUGUGCAGAGUCCAUGGCGUACAGUCAGGGGGGCGGCAAGAAGAAGGUCUGCUACUACUAUGAUGGUGAUAUCGGAAAUUACUACUAUGGACAAGGGCAUCCUAUGAAACCUCACAGGAUUCGGAUGACCCACAAUUUAUUGCUAAAUUAUGGACUUUACAGGAAAAUGGAAAUUUAUCGACCUCACAAGGCAACUGCUGAAGAGAUGACAAAGUACCACAGUGAUGAAUACAUAAAAUUUCUCAGAUCUAUAAGGCCAGACAAUAUGUCAGAGUACAGCAAACAAAUGCAGAGAUUCAAUGUAGGUGAGGAUUGCCCUGUGUUCGAUGGUCUCUUUGAAUUUUGCCAGUUGUCUACUGGAGGUUCUGUAGCUGGUGCAGUCAAGUUGAAUCGCCAGCAAACAGAUAUGGCUGUUAACUGGGCAGGAGGAUUACAUCAUGCUAAGAAAUCAGAAGCCUCUGGAUUUUGUUAUGUGAACGAUAUUGUUCUUGCAAUCCUUGAACUACUAAAGUACCACCAAAGAGUGUUAUAUAUUGAUAUUGAUAUCCAUCAUGGUGAUGGUGUUGAAGAGGCAUUUUAUACCACUGAUCGUGUUAUGACUGUUUCAUUCCACAAAUAUGGGGAGUACUUCCCAGGCACUGGAGAUCUCCGGGAUAUUGGUGCUGGAAAAGGCAAGUACUAUGCCGUCAAUUUUCCUAUGAGGGACGGUAUUGACGAUGAAUCGUAUGGACAGAUAUUUAAACCUAUUAUUUCUAAAGUGAUGGAAAUGUACCAACCCAGUGCAGUGGUAUUGCAGUGCGGUGCUGAUUCAUUAUCUGGGGACCGUCUUGGAUGUUUCAAUUUGACUGUCAAAGGUCAUGCAAAGUGUGUUGAAGUUGUAAAGACAUUUAAUUUACCUCUGCUGAUGCUUGGCGGAGGAGGCUACACUAUCCGUAAUGUUGCUCGCUGUUGGACAUAUGAAACUGCAGUAGCAUUAGACUGUGAAAUUCCAAAUGAGCUACCCUACAAUGAUUACUUUGAAUAUUUUGGACCAGACUUUAAACUGCAUAUAAGUCCUUCCAAUAUGACAAACCAAAAUACACCGGAGUAUAUGGAGAAAAUAAAGCAGCGUUUAUUUGAGAACUUACGCAUGUUGCCACAUGCACCUGGUGUACAGAUGCAAGCUAUUCCAGAAGAUGCCAUUCAGGAGGACAGUGGUGAUGAAGAAGGAGAGGACCCAGAUAAACGCAUUUCUAUUCGUGCAUCUGAUAAGCGCAUCGCCUGUGACGAGGAGUUUUCGGAUUCUGAAGACGAAGGUGAAGGAGGAAGGCAUAAUGUAGCUGAUCACAAAAAGAGCACAAAAAAAGCGAGACUUGAAGAAGACAAAAAGGAUAAUGAUGACAAAAAGUCAGAUGUCAAAGAAGAAGAGAAGUCAAAGGACAAUGUUAUGGAGAAAAUGGACACUAAAGGUGUCAAGUCGGAGCAGCCAAGUAAUCCUUGAGUUAUUGGUGAGCAGGAAGCGUUGAUGAAAGGACUCUGCGAUUCAAGACGAAAGUAGUUUUCCACCCCCACUUCCCCCUUUAAAGAAAAAGACUGCUGAUUUUACCCCCUAGCACUUGGCAUGGACCGUAUUUAUUGUAAAACGGUAUUGUUUUCCUGGCAGGUCGUAUUGAGUUUUCUAAUAAUUGAGCAAAAUUUCUUAUCUUUGCCAUGCUUUAUGUAUUAGUAUUUAAGAUGGAUGUGAGUUACUAUGUUUCAUGUCUUUAACUGAUCAAUUAAAUGCCUUUUGCCAUUA